Messenger RNA from Gongylonema pulchrum, 519 nucleotides. NCBI's taxonomy places the organism in Eukaryota, Metazoa, Nematoda, Chromadorea, Rhabditida, Gongylonematidae. The record is from the annotation of a GenBank genome assembly.
AUGUCCACAGGGGUUCUUAUGAAGCUUCAGAACAGCAUAGAUGAAGGGGAUGAAUGUAUCAUCAUUGGUGGUGUGAAGUUGAAAUUUGCUUUGAAUUUUAUGGUGGUCGGUGACCAAGCUGUUCAACGGAAAACGGUGCCAGCCCAUACACACUAUUGCCUUGGAUGCGAUUGGAAGGACAAGUCACUUUUCAAAGUGGCACUGAAAGCUGGCAGUGCAUCUGAUAUAGAAAGCACAUCACUGCAGCAGCGUUUGCUUAUCCUGACACAGAAUUUCAUGAUGCCUUUGGAAAACUACGUGUCAUCAUUAAUGCCCCUUAAAAAGUACUUAUCACCUUUUAAGAAUCUUCCACCGAUUUGUCCAUUUGUUGCGCACAAUUUCUUCGUUGCGUUGGACGAAACACGGUUAAUGCAAACGUCCGGUAUCAGGGGGGACUGGCGAGGUAACUGUUACUCUUUGCUUUGCAUUCUCGUUUUUAUGCGUUUUUUGCAGCAAUGCAGUGCGAAAAACGCAUAUUGA